This is a messenger RNA of Talpa occidentalis (Iberian mole), 4219 nucleotides long. It is a transcript of the gene CDC42EP2, whose product is annotated as CDC42 effector protein 2. Lineage: Eukaryota; Metazoa; Chordata; Mammalia; Eulipotyphla; Talpidae. Bases 439 to 1080 code for a protein of 213 amino acids. The transcript is spliced from 3 exons. The record is from RefSeq and is a predicted model, not a curated record.
CGCCGGAGUCCUCGCGGCGGGCGGCGGCCGCGCCCAGGUGUUGGAGCAGGGAGGAGAGACAGACCAUCUUAGAUUCAGCCCCUGCCCAGAAGAAACUCCUAACCUGGAGGCAAGUGGAGAAAAGGGAAACCUGAAGCUGCUCAGCCCGGCCGGAAGACGCGCCCCAGACGACCCAGGGAAGCUUGCUCCCGCUGCGUCCACCCGAUUGUCAGAAUCGACACUCCUUCUCGGAGAAGAUUCUUAUCGUCUCAGCCCUCUGCCUUCAUUGAUCGUUGAUCCUUGGCCUGGGGAGGCUGCGCACUCCAGGCUCAGGCCCCGCAGGUUUGGGUGCUGAGUUUCUGUCUGGCUGUUUCUGGCUGAGGGAGUGAGAGGAGGCGGAGCGGGCCGGCCCAAGGGGACUGUCUGGGCAUUGCAGCCAGGCCAGGCGGCGAGGUCACCAUGUCCACCAAAGUGCCCAUCUAUCUGAAGCGGGGCAGCCGCAAGGGCAAGAAAGAGAAGCUGCGGGACCUGCUGUCGUCGGACAUGAUCAGCCCGCCCCUGGGGGACUUCCGCCACACCAUCCACAUCGGCAGUGGGGGCGGCAGCGACAUGUUCGGGGACAUCUCUUUCCUGCAGGGCAAAUUCCACCUCCUGCCAGGCACAGGUGCCCAGGGACCGGAGGAGGUGGAGGGCACCUUCGACCUCCCCUUCCAGUUCACCCGUGCCGCCACGCUGUGUGGGCACCAGCUGCCCGAGGGGCCUUCCCCUCUGCUCAAGAACGCCAUCUCCCUGCCUGUCAUCGGGGGACCCCAGGCCCUUACCCUGCCUACGACGCAGGCCCCACCCAAACCCCCACGCCUGCACCUGGAGACCCCACAUCUAUCCCCACAGCCGUCCUUGCAGGAGGCGGGGAGUGUGGACCUCUGGAGAAUUCCAGAAGCUGACCACAUUGGGCUGACCUCCGACUCAGGGGCAGAGGAGCCCUUCCUGUCCCACGCCAGCUCCCUGCUCUCCCUGCACGUGGACCUGGGGCCUUCUAUCCUGGAUGAUGUCCUCCAGAUCAUGGACCAGGACCUGGGUCACAUGCAGAUCCCCACAUAGGACAGAGGAGGGCCAGAGGGGUGCUCGUGGAUGCCCGUGGGGUGGAUGCCUGAAGGCGGGAUGGACCCAGCUCUGGCCUCGAAGUCUGGAUCCCCAGGUCCCAGCCAUGUGGUCUCACUUUAAACCUUUGUUCCCAGCCCCCAACCACUUCCCCAUGGCCAGGGUGGGCCUCAUGCCAUUCCCCUGAAACCCAAGGACACUCACAGAGUUGACACAAUGUGCCCUGAGCAUCCUGGGCCACUUGGACUCCCACACCAACUGCCUCCUCCUUCCCUCAGAGCCUUGGAUGAAGGCACCCCUGAGACAGACUCCCCUUUGACCCCCUGUCUGCCUCAGUCCUGUCGGAUGUCUGGGAAGAGCCAGGUCCCAGCCAGGGGGACCGUGGCUACACCCUGGGCUGGGAGCAUAGCCUCGGGGGCAGCUGCUCUGCCCUGUCCCCUCCCUGUGUGACCAGCAGACUCUGGUUGCAAUAAAAUGUUGCUGCUGGUGGUUGUGCGCCAGGCAAUCUUAUCCCAAUGUUCCCCCUAAAGUCAGACCAGUGGGCUGACUCUGGGGGGAGUCUCUGGCCCCAGAGGGCUUUGGGCAGGGCAGGCCAAACAGGAGAAUGAGGCAGGAACCCAGCACGUCCCACCUGCAAAUGUCCUGAUUCGGGUGUUUGUCAGAAGGUGGCAAGCACGGAGGAGGCUGGGGGCUGUGCCCAGGAAACCGGGGUCUGCUGGGGGUGGGGGAGGACCAAAGAGUGGAAGGAUAAACCCCAGGCCUAGUGCAAGGGACCCUCCAGCCUCCUCCUUCAGAGCACUGAGAGACUGUCAGGAGGGAGACCUGCCCUGGGCUGGUGGGGGUCCAAUGAGCUCAGGGACUCACCACCUUAGAGCUGUUGAGGGGGUGUGUCCAGGCCUGGGACGCCAGGCAAAUGCAGCUCUCCUCCUCUGGAGCUUACCGUUCCAGCUGGGGGAGCGGGGUGGAUAUUAAAUUUAUAGGUAAGAUGAAUUCCAAUAGCGCUGAGCACUGGACAACGUCACCAGCAAUGCCAGGUGGAGGGUGGGAGUGUGAGGGCACAUUAGGGUGAUCAGUGACUCUGAGCCAAGCUGGAGACUUCUGCUGGAGCAGAAGUAACGGCACGAGGCACCAGGGUGGAGGACAAAGAGGAGUCACCAUGUGGUGAAAAGAGCUUAGACCUCUGAAUCCCCCUGAGCCGGUGACUCAGUUUCCCCACCUCCAAAAUGGACUCAGUGAUAGCUACCUCAUAGGAUUGAGAAAAUUAGGAGUAAUACUGAUUAGUUGUCAUUUGGAAGGGGUUCUGAAGCACUGUGGGGCUGACAAGGGAUCCUGGGAGUGGGGAAUGUGCUGGGGCAGGAGGGAGUCAACCUGGGGCAGUUUCGCUUGCUGAAACUUUAAGCAGGAGAGACACCAGAUCAGAUCCAGGUUCUAGGAAGGUCACCAGCCAGGUCACGUGGAAGACGGACCACGAUCACAGAGGAAGUCGCUGCCGGGUAAGGGGCCGGGACCUAGGCAGGCACCGUGAGAUGGAGAGGGCGGCCACACUGAGGGGGAGCUUGUGUCUGGUUGUGCAGACCCCGUGGGCAGCCUCUUUGGUCCCCUUCUUCCCUGAUUCUUCAUCCUUGACACUCUGAACCCCAAACUCUCACUCACCCCAGUCUUUCCUGCCUCCAGGCAGAUUUAGUACUAGAGGAAGAAUUUGACCAGGGGGUAUUUUUUCCAGACAGGACUCUUUUUUUUUAAAGAUAAUAUAUAUAUAUAUAUUAUUGUUAUAAAAUAUACACAACAUGAAAUUUAUCAUUUUUACCAUUUUAAAGUCCACAGCUCAGCAUCAUUGACUACAUACACAUUAUUCUGCAACCAUCACCACUAUCCAUUUCUAGAACUUUCUCAUCUUCCCACAGUGAAACUCCAUACCCUUAAAUACUAACUCCCUAUUCUCCCUUCUCCCCAGUCCCUGGCACCCACCAUUCUAUUUUCUGUUUCUAUGAGUUUGACUCCUCUAGGGGCUUGAUAUAAAUGGGAAUCUUACAGUAUGAGUCUUUUUGUGACUGGCUUCUUUCACUUAACAUCUUUAAGGUUUAUCCAUGCCGUAGCAUGUAUUGAAAUUUCCUUUUUCAAGGCUAAGUCAUAUUCUAUUUAAUCACCGUUUUGUUCAUCCAUUCACCCAUUGGUGGAUACUUGGGUGCUUCUACCUUUUGGCUAUUGUGAAUUAUACUGCUGUCAACACAGAUGAAACAGAACAAAUAUCUGAGAUCCUGCUUUCAUUCUUUGGGGGAACUUACACUGAAGUGCAAUUGCAGGAUCAUAUGGGAAUUCCAUGUUCAAUUUUUUUGAGCAACCACUGUAUUGCACCAAAGCAGCUGCACCAUUUUAUAUUCCUGCCAAGUUUUUUUUGUUUUAAUCUGAAAUUGUGUCCUCAUUUAGAUAUAUCACACAACUGUUGAGUGGAAUUUGAACCCAGGUCUGUGAGAUCCCAAAGCCUGUAUUUGACUAUAAUCCUCCCUGAUGGGGGUGGGCUGUAGACCCUGGUGAAAUGUAAAAGCAAAGGGUGGGGAGCUGAAAGGCCAACACCUUCCUGUCUGCAGGCUCCCCCUCAGGCUCGGGGGGCUUGUCCCAUCUGACUUGGGAGAGGAAGACAAAAAAGGACACUUUCUUUAGGGCUUCACCAGAUGGAAGGGAGCACCUGACCUUGGACCUGAGCUGAAGCCAGACUACCCAUGGACGGGGGACCUGCCUGUCCUGGUUCCCCUGGACUUGCUCCCUACUCCACCCCACUCACAUCAGGCACCAGCCAAAGGGCCCCCCGGAAACCACUCAGUGCUGCCAUGUCAGGGUGGUGAAAAGGAAACAAGGCAGGACCCCUAGUGUGUGAUCAACUAAACUCAAGACACCUGCUUAUAUCAAGGAGGGCUGGAGAGACAGACUGUCUCCCUUCAGCUUCCAGAGCAAUGUCCAGUCACCAUGUCCCACAAACACCACUCAAGAAACUAAUUCCCCAAAGUCGGAAGUGAAGUUGUUGAAGAAAUGACAAAUGUUACUAUAGUUCACUGUUAUGGAUGCCCAGCAUCCAUGGAUGCUUUCAAAUUAAUUAAUUAAAUAAAUAAAUAUAAUGUUACGUUGCUUCUUAAGUAAGUCU